AUGGCGGCCAAGACAGCCAAGACGCUCUCAAGUGGGCCUUUACGAGUGCCGUACAUGCCCAUGACUGUCCAUGCGAUUCCGUGCCCUCCCCCUAUACUCCCGGAUGAUUUCGACGGCUGCCGUAUCCCUGGAGGCGUCGAUUUGUGGUCCAAGGGGGGCUUCUAUUCGCCGGGCGAGUGUUUCUCGGGAUAUCGAGCCAUGUGUACCCAGACGUCAGCGGUGAGCAGCGGCUGGCCAAUCCAAGACGGAGAGACGGUCGUCAGAUGUGUUCCCGACGACUACACAUGCAACGACGUGACCAAAGACCAAAAGUACGCAGUAACCAACUAUGACGGUACAAUGUUAUCCGCUCCAGCCUUUGAGAUUCGCUGGAGAAGCGUGGACUUGGUUGUGAGGACCACUGAAAGGAAUCCGCCCGGACUCCCGACUCGAGAGUCGACAAUCGCAAGUCAUAUUCCCACAUCGACGGCAUUCCAUUUUACUAUGACUAAUGUAUUGAUUACGACUCCAACGCCUCCAAUACCUCCAACGCCUCCAACAACUCCAACAACUCCAACAACUCCAACCUCCCCCCAUUCAGUCUCACCCGCCACUGAACAAAACGCAUCAAAUAAUGCGUCAUCUCCACUCUCACCACAGCCAAAGCCAAUCCUUAACUCCGGGACGAUUGCUGGGAUAACAGUUGGGAGUUGCUUGGGGCUCCUGGCUGUGGCUUCGGCGAUUAUUUUUUUCUUGGUCCGUCGCCGAAGAAGGCAACAGGGCCCACGGCGGCUCACAGAUGAUACGUGGACCCAGCAAGAGACGUACAAAGAGCCCGCAGACCUGGCGGUCACUCGAUAUCCUGCUGAAUUAGAGAAUAAGCCAAUGGAGCUAAGAGAGCUUCCAGUAGAGACACACUCCCCCUCCGCGGAUGCUUCACCUGCACCAAGAGCGUGCCAUAUCAGUGUCAACACUAUUCCCGUUGAAGUUGCAGCAGAUCCAGUUCAAAACAUCUCAGAAGCAAUUAGACAGGGCGAUUAG
Molecule: messenger RNA, 1020 nt
Organism: Trichoderma atroviride IMI 206040
Lineage: Eukaryota; Fungi; Ascomycota; Sordariomycetes; Hypocreales; Hypocreaceae
Source: RefSeq, a predicted model, not a curated record